Aspergillus fischeri NRRL 181 is the source of this 906-nucleotide messenger RNA. RefSeq lists its product as uncharacterized. The transcript is spliced from 2 exons. The record is from RefSeq and is a predicted model, not a curated record. Bases 1 to 906 code for a protein of 301 amino acids. Lineage: Eukaryota; Fungi; Ascomycota; Eurotiomycetes; Eurotiales; Aspergillaceae.
AUGCACGCCUGGAUUGAUCGCCCCCUUCGCGAUGGAAAAGACGCGGAUGAGUGGGAACCCACUGAAUCCGAAGCCAUCGCCAACAUCGACCGGUGGUAUCAAGCAGGACGACCGCUCUUUCCCCGCGAUUCCCUCCAGGAUGUGCGCGAUCAGCUGCGGAAGUCCCUCAAAAAGGGCGACUCCAUUUAUGUGAAAGCGUUCGAUGGGUCGAUGUAUGAAUGGCCUGUGAAAACCGGCGACAUCAAAACGCUUUGGGAGCCCGACGAUGACACGGGAGAGGAGAAACGGGUGGAAUGGAUGCUUCUGUCCCAGGCGUAUUGCAGCGUGGGAAUAGGACACUGGAUGACUCGCGUCGGCCAAGAGCCUGAGCCUGGACCCCUGGGGGAUCUUAAUUCAGGGCUGGAAUUCCUGGACACUACCUUGCGGGGCUGGGAAGGGAGCGAACCAUGGAGAGACAUCAAAUCCACCCUCUCGUCGUUGAAUCUUGAUACCAAGAUCGCCAAGGUGAUAGGUAUGGCAUGCGGGUCUUUCACCCCGACAUUGGAGUGCUGCGGAUCUACAAGAUCAGCCGUUCAACAUGCACUCCUGUUAACGAUGAAGACCUUUCUGCAGGAAUGCAAUUUAGGUACCGGCGAGGUCGCGUGUUACGUGCAGGACCCGGGAUAUUCCAAGACAGACAGGCUGGUUCUUGAGAAAUCAGAUAUCAAGGUGCUCGAAGAUCCGGAGGGCUUCCUCGAAAUGGACGAUGCCUCCCUCGUGUUUUCCUGUGGCCCUAACAUUUGUGUCAAGGAGAUUGUUGCGGACAUUGCCCGUCCGUCGAUUCUCAUCUGGUGUACUGUCAAAGAGGAAGAUCCGGAACACGCCCUGUACGUGUCCUUGGCGUCUAUGACGGUCUUGUUUGGUUAA